Lotus japonicus is the source of this 998-nucleotide messenger RNA. Its product is annotated as probable F-box protein At3g61730. Gene Ontology annotation, cellular component: nucleus. The transcript is spliced from 5 exons. Gene Ontology annotation, biological process: reproductive system development. The coding region runs from base 134 to 703 and encodes 189 amino acids. The record is from RefSeq and is a predicted model, not a curated record. NCBI's taxonomy places the organism in Eukaryota, Viridiplantae, Streptophyta, Magnoliopsida, Fabales, Fabaceae.
UCAUUUAGGAACUCCAGGAGUCCAGGGGAUCCGAAUUCCUUGAAACCAUGUAGCAGGCAAUAUGUGCAACCUGCAACGUUAACAACUAAAAAUUUUUAUUCUAACUGUCUUCUAAAAUGUGCUAUCAGAUUGGAUGCGUAUUGGGGCUUUUUCUUUUGAUUCUUCAGUUGCCCUCCUGACAGAGAGACUGGCAUUUCCCGGGAAGGCAGAGGAAGGACAAACCAUGGAGAAGAUGUUGCGUUCUCAGGGUUAUUGUGUGCUAGACAACGUUAAACCUGGAAUUUGGAUAGCUGAUCUGCAGCUUGUACGGUGUCCAGUUUGUGACCUCAAUACGUGCGAUGGAACAAUGCAGACAUUGGAUGCAAGGCAUAUAGAACUAUUCCUCUGCGAAGACUACCAGAAUGGGAACUGGGAAUACCAGCUUGUAGGAUCUCAUGAUAUCAAGAAACGAGCAGAUGGGGCUGCUGGCGCCAUUUUUGAUAUCAAACACCUGGAGGAUCCUUCCACUUCUGCUGUAUUUGAUUACAAGUCAUGGAUUGGAAGAUCAAAUGACUGGCAACCGAAGGCCAUGAUUGCUUACCAUGCGGUAGCUGUGAGCACUAAUUUACAAGAAAAUGAAGGUCUUCAUGUGAAAUACCAUGCAAUGAGGGCAGGAACUGAUGGAGAGGUUGUUGCCAUUAGAGUCUCUCAGCAGCUCCUGUGAUUCAUCUCUGACCCAUUUGAGAGCGACCUGGGUUUGGUAGUUCUUUUAGACUUUAAAAUGCCUUCUUGAUAUUGUUAUACAGCACACUCUGUUACAACAGAAAACAAUUGCUUCACAUCCAUUUAUUUCCUACAUGUAGCUCUGGUUAAAACAUGGAAGGAUGAUAGUACAUUCUACUUCCAAAUGAGAAGUAGCAAAAUGGUAAUUAGUUAAUUACAAAGCAUUAUUUUGUAUGGAAGUGUACAAAAAUUCCCGUUUAUCUUGAUGCAUCUGCUUCCCUGAAAUUUGAUGAAUG